Mercenaria mercenaria is the source of this 3934-nucleotide messenger RNA. RefSeq names its product 5-hydroxytryptamine receptor 4-like. Gene Ontology annotation, molecular function: neurotransmitter receptor activity; G protein-coupled serotonin receptor activity. Lineage: Eukaryota; Metazoa; Mollusca; Bivalvia; Venerida; Veneridae. The record is from RefSeq and is a predicted model, not a curated record. Gene Ontology annotation, biological process: chemical synaptic transmission; regulation of appetite; G protein-coupled receptor signaling pathway, coupled to cyclic nucleotide second messenger. The transcript has a single exon. Bases 766 to 1971 code for a protein of 401 amino acids. Gene Ontology annotation, cellular component: dendrite; plasma membrane.
CAUUUGGUGAAGUUACCGGCUAAUUUCGAAAUAUAACAGGGGUGUAUUAAUACGUUAACGUAGGUGUGAAUGUAAAUACCAAAACACGACAUGUAUAUUUAACGAUGUUUAGUGACCUUUACGCGCAGCACGAGAGCAAACACGUGAGUUAUGAUAAAUGUACUAAUGACAUUUAUUUCAGUAAAACUGUUUAUGCGGAAAUCACUGAUAUAUAGAUAAAAUGCGGAUACACAUAAUAUGGAGCGGCACGGAACAUUUAAAUUAACAUACAUAUUUUGUAUCGGUUGAAAGUUAAAAGGAUAGUACACAGCCAUAGGUAACUAUCUACCUGUGACUGAGAUCGUGUAACUUCCUGCAUUGCAAAAUAAGGUAUAAAUAUGUUGCAUUUUAAAAGUUUCCGUAGUUAUUACCAGGAAGAUAAAAACGUCCUCUAAUUGUUUGUAAACAUCUUUUAAGUCUGCGGAGGAGUCCAUUAACUGGAUUUAGUUCGAAAGCACGUUGUCAUAAUCUCAAGGAUUAAGCAAACACGGAAAAUCUGUUCAUUUUCUAUUGAUUAUGGAUUUACGUGCUAUCUCAAACCGAUUUAUAUCAUAUGUAAGCAUUGACGAGUGAUUCAUACAAAUAUCAAGGUUAAAAAAUGCACAUGGACGCAAAAAAUGUGAAAAUAUGUUUGUUUAUUAAUUAAUUCAACUGGAUAAACUUGCAAUGAAAAUACAACUAUGAAUAAUUAAGUGAGCAAAUGGAUUUCAUUGUUGUUCACUGAAAAUGGACUUCAAUUCAUAUUUCAUAAAUGAUAGUUUAGUUGGUGUGGUAUCAGUUGUCUACAGCAGAUUCUUCGAUAUUCAAUACGGGAACUAUUCUAUACCGGAAGUUGACAAUGAUUCUGUAACCGGAAGUAAUUGUGAUGCAGUUCUUAAAGACAUGCCUGGACCUCCGCCUUUAUACGGGACAACAUCACGUUAUGCACUAGCAGCCUUUUUAUUUAUAUUUCCUUGUUUUACACUAAUCGGAAGCAGUUUGGUGAUAGCCGCUGUGUAUACACAUAAGCGUCUGCAUACAAUCACAAACGCUUUCGUUGUAUCACUUGCAGUGGCUGAUUCCAUGGUAGCGAUUCUUGUGAUGCCUUUUGGAAUAUACCAACAAUUUAAUAACAAAACGUGGAAUCUUGGCAAAGAAUUAUGUCUCGUAACAACAAGUUUUGAUGUGAUGUUCACGACAACCUCGAUAUUUAACUUGUCUUGUUUGGCAAUUGACAGAUACCUUGCCAUUUGCAGACCAUUUGAUCACGAACGAUUGACCCGUCCUAAAGUGAUUCUUAUGUUGUCGCUAUGUUGGAUCGUACCCAUAUUCAUUUCCUUUGUUCCUAUUUUAAAUAAAUGGAAUAACAUAGGGAUAGAAGAGUUUAUAGAGUGCGCAUUUCCUGCAGACAAUCCGGCACAUUGUGUUUUUGUGGUCAACAAAGUGUUUGCCAUCAUUGGCUCGUUAUUUGCAUUUUAUAUCCCGACAGUGUUCAUUGUUGUAUGCUACAUUCACAUAUUCAGGGCAGCCAGGAAACAGGCGUAUCAAAUAUGUAGUUUGGAACUUACCUCGCAUAAACAACAUCGUCAUGGAAAGUUAAAACACGAAACAAAAGCUGCUAAAACUGUUGGAAUCAUUAUAGGUUGUUUCUUCAUAUGCUGGUUCCCGUUUUUCGGACUUAAUAUCAUAGAUCCAUUCAUUAACUACAAAAUACCUUAUAUACCAUGGACUGUAGCGCUGUGGCUAGGGUAUAUUAAUUCCAUGUUAAACCCGAUACUUUAUUAUAAUUUCAAUAAACAUUACAAAGAUGCAUUUAGGAGGUUACUCAGUUGUAAAGUAUGCCGAGGAGUGAGCGAAUUUAAGGACGAAAUGGUUCCAAGCAGUUUUCAUACGGAUUUUCAAAAUUCUGCCCGACAUUCAAUCUCCCAUAAUGGAAUACACAGAAACAGUUGAUAGUACUGUUCAUAAAGCUUUGAAAUUUUACUAACAUACUUUUUUAACAGAAUAGUGUAACUUAAGCAAAAACUAAUUACUUGUUAAUAGAUGUUAGCUACCAGCUUCAAAUUAAUGAUGGCUUUUGAAAAUGCAUAUAAUCAUGUUAUACUUUUUUUCACAAUAAUUUCAACCGAGGAAGUUUUACUUUUUACUUAACAUGUUUAAUUUUUAUACUUAACGGAUGAUAAUCAAAGGAACACGUUAAAAUUAACUAUCUGACGAUAAUAACACAUAUUUAUUAACUAAGAAAUUGACCAUUAAAACAAAGAACCCAGAAAGCAUGCUCUUUAGCCUGCAUAAUAUUUCAUUAUCAUUCGAUGGCGGAUCUAGAGUUCUUGUUUGGGACCAGACUAUCUAAGGAUCCGGUUGCAAGUAGCCUCGGAUUUUAUUCUUCGUGGUCUAGGUUUAUGUUGCUUGAGAUUAUAUGUUUUAUUACUAUAUUAUGUGCAAUACACUAACUUCUAUUUUAAAAUGAAUAAAGUUUAAAAACGUUUAAAAGCGGGUGUCAAAUGACUGUUUACUUCCUUGUAGUGUAAGGAACAUAAAGUGAGAUUUAUUAUCUAAUAUAUAUUUGCACGCAUGUUUCAAAAACCAUUCAUCUGUCUAAAUGUUAUCGCUUAUACGUACGUAAACUUGUCAAUUUAACGAUUUUAAUGGAGCCAAGCUGUUGUGACAUUGUCCAAUACUUGACACUUCCUAUUAGUUUAUUUUCACUAAGAUAUUUUCUCAUUUUUUUGAAAGCUAGACAUUGUCUAAGGAUCUGAAUGGUGUCCCUCUUUAUAUUUACACAUUGGACAAUAUAUUCUUGUCCUGUUGUUUGUCUAGUCGUAUCCUUUAAACACAAUAUAUUUACAAUUCUUUGUCUUCAUUCUCAAAAAGCAGUUAACUGGUAUGGGCAAUUGCAACCUUUAAAUCUUGUUGAAACGUCUAGUUUUUAUCUAAAAUGCUAUACAAACAGAUUAAUAAGCAGUGUGUCAGAAAUUCCUCACCCGGAGCCCAGUAACUACAACUGAGAUGACAGCAAACCGGUUAAAAUACUGAGUUGCUGCCAAAAAUUAAUUGACAUGGGCAAGUUACCAAGUAUAAAAGGAUCGUCAGUAGAUUUUGCUAUAUCAAAUAAGAAAUGAAACAGUUGUCCGAAGACUCCCUCGAAGAGGCAUCGUAAACCUCUGCUAUUUCACAACGUCCAAUGAAUAUGUCAAACAUAAUUAUGUUCUUCUUGUACUCUCAAAAAACAAAACAAAACAAAAAAAAAAAAAACACACACACACACACACACACAACAACAACAAAAACAAUACGUGAGUGGAUCUCACUCUGCAAGAUAGUGUUUUAUGUUGACAUUAAUAAAACAUAUUAAUUUCGACGACAGUAAAUAAUAAAUUGUGUCUUAGUGUCCGCUAUUUGACUUUUAUAUGACUGCGAGAGAAUUUCAUUAUGAAAAGCGAUGCACAAAAGGUCAACACAUGUAAGUCAAGGUAACAAAGUACAUUUUCGAUUAUUCAGUUCUAUAACUUUUCUUUGGCAUUGAUUACUACAACUUUCUUCUUAUUCACGUCCGUCUAUUUAUUCACGUCCGUCUAUUUUCUAUUUUCUUCUUAUUCACGUCCGUCUAUUUUCUUCUUAUUCACGUCCGUCUCUUAUCGUCCCAGUAUCCCGCUGUUAUACUGUUCUCUUCCUCGUAAUAUUCUCUUAAAGAUUCAUUGUGCCGAUACUCUUAAAACAAUGGCUUUCGGCAUAUCAAUAUUUAAAAUGGAAUUGGUCUAUCAUUCAAUUUGGACAAUACCAUUUAUUAUUCAAACGGAUUUUCACUGAACAUUUACUGCUGAAUAGCGAUCUUGGUCUGCACUGGUCGCAAAGGCAGAAUCACUUGCCGCCAGCAGGCUAAAGGUUAAUUACAGGGUUUAAUUGUUACUGAUCC